AUGGUGGGAGCCAGUUGGAAGGAUAUAUGGAAUCGCGGGGUGUCCCCACGUGGCUUGAAUAUCCUGAGAAUGGUACAAGGUGCACAAGAAGCAGCCGUCACUGUGUUCAAGUGGCUUGUAGGGCCCCUGGGGCCUGGAGGCUGUGGGUCACCCGGUGGAAGUGAAUCCUCAUGGGAUAAAGAUAAAAUGCAAUCUCCUCUUGCUGUUCCUGGACCUCAACAUGGAAUUACUCAUGCAACACUCGCUACCCAGCCAGGGCUUGGGGGAGCUCCUACCCUUAAUCCACUGCAGCAAAACCACCUGCUAACCAGUCGACUGGAUCUGCCAUUUAUGAUGAUGCCUCAUCCCCUACUUCCAGUCAGUUUACCUCCUGCAUCAGUUGCCAUGGCAAUGAAUCAGAUGAACCAUCUCAAUACCAUUGCCAACAUGGCUGCUGCAGCCCAGAUUCACAGUCCACUCUCCAGAGCUGGUGCCUCUGUUAUAAAGGAACGGAUCCCAGAGAGUCCUUCUCCUGUUCCCUCUCUGGAAGAAAGUCAUCGCCCUGGGAGCCAGACCUCCUCUCACCCCAGUAGCAGUGUAUCCAGCUCUCCCUCUCAGAUGGAACAUCAUUCGGAGAAAAUGGUUAUGAUGCCCAAAAACAGAAAGGAAGUUAUCGUUGAUCAGGAUUGUAGACCAACCAUCAAAAAGUUCCAAAGAGAUAAUAAAG
Molecule: messenger RNA, 706 nt
Organism: Castor canadensis (American beaver)
Lineage: Eukaryota; Metazoa; Chordata; Mammalia; Rodentia; Castoridae
Source: RefSeq, a predicted model, not a curated record